Arabidopsis thaliana (thale cress) is the source of this 597-nucleotide messenger RNA. RefSeq names its product oxidoreductase-like protein, amino-terminal protein. The transcript has a single exon. The coding region runs from base 57 to 464 and encodes 135 amino acids. The record is from RefSeq and is marked reviewed. Lineage: Eukaryota; Viridiplantae; Streptophyta; Magnoliopsida; Brassicales; Brassicaceae.
ACGAAAAAAGGAAAUAGAAAAAAAAAGAAGAGAACAAAUCUUUUUGAUCUGUGCGUAUGGUUGUUGUGUCUCUUCUUCCUCGAAUCUCGAUCGUUACAUCACCGGGUUCUAGCCUUCACGAUGUGCUUUUGAGCAUGAGAUUUGGUUUGACGCGACAUCUCCCUCUCAAACGAUCUUUCUCCAAUUAUUCAAUCACUUCCGUAUCUCCAGAACAACAGCUCAAAUCUCCGGUGACCAUGGCGACGACCGAGAGCAAGAAUCUUGUAGAAGCUUCCAAGGAGGAGACAAACAAGAAGGAGACAGAAGAUAAGAAGGAGGUGGGAGUUUCGGUUCCUCCACCGCCAGAGAAACCAGAGCCUGGCGAUUGUUGCGGUAGCGGUUGCGUCCGAUGCGUUUGGGAUGUUUAUUACGAUGAGCUCGAAGAUUACAACAAGCAGCUUUCUGGAGAAACUAAAUCAAUUUGACUGAUUUUUCCUCGCAUUGUUAAUGGAGAAAUUAAACAUUUGUCUUUGUCGAUUUGAUGAUACAGUGCUUUUGUUGAACAACAUUUUGGAUCUCUCUAUGAACUUGAGCUGAUUUACUUGUGAAUAGAAGAAA